AUGGCUGAAGAGUCCGAACCUGCGGGAGCGCCGGUGGAAGACGACCAGUCACCGGCAGAUCUGAAAAUUAUUCUUUGUGGAGACUCUGCCGUUGGCAAGUCCAAGAUGGUGGAGCGGUUUCUUCUAGAUGAUUAUAACCCGCGAACUCUGUCGACCUUUGCGUUGACACUCUUCCGAUACCACCAUACCGGCGAGGAUGGCAGAAGAUGGACAAUAGACUUUUGGGACACCGCCGGACAGGAGCAGUUUGACAAGUUACAUGCAUCGUACUAUUUCCAGGCGAACGCCUGCAUUCUGGCCUUUGACGUCACACGAAAGAUCACUUACAAGAACUUGGAGACGUGGUACAAAGAAAUUCGCAAUUACUGUCCAGACAUCCCAGUGGUUUGCGUAGCCAACAAGAUUGACGUGGAACCAAGCAUGGCGAAGAAGCGGUUCAACUUCCCCGUAACCCACCAGUUGCCGUUCUACUUUGUUUCGUCAGCUGAUGGGACGAAUGUGGUGCGAGUUUUCAGGGAAGCAAUCUCCCUGGCCGUCAAGAACAAGGAGAAUCCUCCUGAUGAGGUCAUGGCCGAGAUCUACGCUCUUCUCGCGGAGGACGACCGCCCUGCCAGGGGAGACGAGUCGGAGGCUGCCGCCUAUGAUGAUGCCGGCGAUCCAUCUCCGGUCAGUGAGGGGGGAGGGGCAUCUGCAUAA
This is a messenger RNA of Symbiodinium necroappetens, 696 nucleotides long. Lineage: Eukaryota; Dinophyceae; Suessiales; Symbiodiniaceae. The record is from the annotation of a GenBank genome assembly.